Emericellopsis cladophorae is the source of this 2946-nucleotide messenger RNA. RefSeq lists its product as uncharacterized. The record is from RefSeq and is a predicted model, not a curated record. Lineage: Eukaryota; Fungi; Ascomycota; Sordariomycetes; Hypocreales; Bionectriaceae. Gene Ontology annotation, cellular component: endoplasmic reticulum; Golgi membrane. The transcript has 2 exons. Gene Ontology annotation, molecular function: calcium ion binding; mannosyl-oligosaccharide 1,2-alpha-mannosidase activity. Gene Ontology annotation, biological process: N-glycan processing; carbohydrate metabolic process. The coding region runs from base 1 to 2946 and encodes 981 amino acids.
AUGUUACCCAUCCGGCGUCAGCGUCUACUGACGUUCUGCGCGGUUGUCAUUGUCUUCCUACUGUACCGUGUCGUCCAAAACUCAUGGGACGAUGCCAACUAUAGCGGUCUCCGAGCUGUAUACGAGACAGGGCGGGAGAAACUGGAGGACAUUGAUCCGGCCGACCAGGACGACUCAACGCCGCUCGUGGAGCAUGUUAAGCCCAACCCAGCCGUGCAAGAGGAGGCGAAAUUGCCAGCGCACAUGGACGAAAACGACAAGGUCGACUAUAUCGAUUCGCACAACGAAUACGCCAAUCAGCACGGCGAGGUGGUAGAGGACGUUAGCGUGGAGAUACCCGAUCUGGAAGACAAUGGGAUAUCCUCUGGGGACCAGGCGAAGCAGAACAAGCUGAGUGAGCAAGAGAUAGAGGUCAGCGAGGAGGUUGGGCAAGGCAAUGGACAAGAUUUGACGGGCGCGAACAAGGUCCUGCAAGGAUCGCACGAUGAAGAAGGUGCAGAUUGGAAAGCAACCCCCAGCAAGACUGCGCCCGAUGACACAAGGGGAAGCGAACCCGAGGUGGAACUGGCGCAUGGUCCCGCCGUGGAUCAGGGCAAAGCGGACGACAUUCCCGAGUUCAAGAGGGUACACUGGAAGAAGCAGCCAGAGCAUUUCCCGGUGCCGUCAGAGUCUAUCACGCCCUUGCCCAGCGGCGCGCCCAAUAAGAUCCCCCAGAUUCAGUUUGAUUUCCAGCGUGAGCCCGAGGAGCAAAAGAGUACUCGCGUCAAGAGGCAGCAGCGUGUCAAGGAGGAGAUUGCCCGCAGCUGGGGUGCAUACGCCAAGCAUGCCUGGAUGCAUGACGAGCUCUCGCCUGUCACUGGCAAAUAUCGCGAUCCCUUCUGCGGAUGGGCCGCCACGCUGGUGGAUUCUCUCGAUACGCUCUGGAUCGCCGGUCUGAAGGAGGAGUUUGAUGAAGCGGUCAAGGCUGUUGCCGGCAUCGACUUCACCUGGACGCCGAAAGACGACAUUCCCGUCUUCGAGACAACCAUUCGAUACCUCGGCGGUUUGCUUGCCGCAUACGACGUCAGUGGCGGGGCCGAGGGCAACCACAAGAUCCUGCUCGAUAAGGCUGUCGAGCUGGGCGAGAUCCUCUUUGGCGUGUUUGAUACCCCUAAUCGCAUGCCUUUGCUGUACUAUCAUUGGAAGCCCGAAGACGUCGCCCAACCCCGCAUCGCCAGCACCAGGAGUGGUAUUGCUGAGCUGGGCACUUUGUCGAUGGAGUUCACACGCCUCGCACAGCUCACCAAGGAAGACAAGUACUACGAUGCGAUUGACCGCAUCACUAAUGGUCUCCUCCAGCUGUCGAAGGACGGCGUGUUGAUCCCUGGUCUCUUCCCAGAGAAUAUCGAUCUGUCAGGUUGCAAUAGAACUGCUACCACUCUGCGCGACGAGAUUAGCAAGGCAGCGCAAGCUCAACUUGCAACAGACGACGCCCGCAAGGACCCCGUGGGAUAUGUCUCCGGUGAGAAGGAGGGGGUAAACCAAGCGCUGGCCAAGGACAGCGCCAGUGUCGCUAAGCGCGAUGAACAAACCCGUACAGCAACCGACGACGAAAUCAAGCGUGCCAGCCCUCCCUUCAAAGCAGACGGCACCACCGCUGAGUGGGAUUGCGUGCCUCAGGGUCUUGUGCCCAGCGGCUAUGGCACGCAAGUGUUCCACAUGGGUGGUUCUCAGGACUCUGCUUACGAGUACUUUCCCAAGGAGUACCUUUUGCUCGGAGGCCUUGAGGACAAGUACCAAAAGCUGUACGAGGACGCCGUCAAUGCCACCAAUGAGUGGCUCAUGUUCAGGCCCAUGGCUCCUGAUGACUGGAACGUCCUCUUCCCCGCCAAGGUGACAUUGUCCCCGGACACCGCCAUCCGGGCGCAGUUCGAGGUCGCGCACUUGACCUGCUUCAUCGGCGGCAUGUACGGUCUGGGCGGCAAGAUCUUCGAGCGCGAGGCAGACGUGGAGAUGGCCAAGCAACUGACAGACGGAUGCGUCUGGGCUUACCAGCUUUUCCCCUCUGGUCUGAUGCCAGAAUCUGCAAACGUCAUACCUUGCGAGUCGCUCGACAAAUGCGAGUUCAACGAGACCAUGUGGUGGGACAUCCUUGACCCGUCCCGGGCGUGGCGCGAAGAGGAGUUGCUCCGGUGGGAGGGUGUAUCCGAAGAGAAGGCAGAGGAGGCUGCUCAUCUCCAGGCUCUGGCUGAACAAGGCGCGCCGCCAGAGUCGGCUUCUUACAAGUUAGACUCUAAGGAGGAAGCGGAAGUCGCUCGUCUGAAGGAAGCCGCCGAGCUCGAAGAUGUCAAGCCGGCUGAGAAAGCUGAGAAAAAAUCCUUCAAUGCCUUCAAGGACGAGCAGGCCGAGUUGCUCGAGCAGGCCGCUCAGGAGCACCCCGAAGAUGAAGACUCAUACCGAGGCGCGCCGCUCAAGAAGCGAGCUCCGACGCCUCCACCAGCGGACGAGGGCGAUGUGCCGGCUUCAAAGACGGUGCCCAAGGACAGCGCACCGCACCACGAGACGGAACGCAAAAAGCCCCCUUCCCACACAGAGUAUGUGCAGAAGCGCAUCAAGUCCGAGGGAUACCCCCCUGGGUUUGUUUCCAUCAAUUCGCGCAAGUACAUCCUUCGUCCCGAAGCCAUUGAGUCCGUGUGGUACAUGUACCGCAUCACCGGUGACUCGACCUGGAUGGACAAGGGGUGGAGCAUGUUCGAGGCCACCUUGACCGCCACCCGCACCACAAUGGCCAACAGUGCCGUUGGCGACGUGACGGCCCCCAGCCCUGAGCUGCUGGAUGCGAUGGAGAGUUUCUGGAUAGCCGAGACGCUCAAGUACUACUACUUGCUCUUCUCCGAGCCAGAUGUCAUUAGCCUGGAUGAGUGGGUGCUCAACACCGAGGCGCAUCCCUUUAAGCGCCCAACAUAA